UGUAUAAAAUGCAUUCUGACUACUAUAACCUCAUACCCUCUCUAGUAUUCUUCUAUUCCUCAAGUAUUCUUCUCUGUGCAAUUCCUAUUUCAAACACUUAGUUUGUUUUUGUUUUUGUUUUCAUUUAUGAGAACCACUGAGUUUAACCAGAAUUCCCAGUGUAACCGUGGGAAUGGAGUAUCUACUGGAGCCUGGUAGAUACCUUCCUGGAAACACAACUGAAGACAGUUAACUAUCUCUCUCCCAGAAUCCCUCAGUAACCAGAUCAUCAGCAGAGUUCUUAGACUUGAUUCUUAAAUGCAGAACUGGCUGAGCACCAUUAUUUCUUUAAUAAUAUCAUUUGCUUAUCUUUUCUAUUGUCAUAUAGACACCACAGGUUUCUGAAUUCCAAGAAUUUAGUGCUCAGCAGAAGAGAUGAAUAAAAUAUAACUGGGACAAUGAUAGCCACAAUAAUUAAUGGAACCUCAAAAUGGAGUAUUAUUUUUCUGGAAGCUUUGACCAGAACAAAACAAUUUCUAUGUGCUAUUAUGCUUCACGGAUUCAAAAAAUCGUGGAUCAAAGAAUAUUGACUUAGCCCAAAAACCUUAAAAUUUCACAUUCUGAUUGAGACUAUAAAACAGUCAGUGCCACCAACAACCAGGGAACAGUUACCAGACAAGCAUGACACUGAGCAGAUGGGCGAUAGUGGCAUUGCUUUAUGCAUUCUGUCAGCAGUAUUUGCUGAGUGCAGGAGGAACUGAAGAAGGACACUUCCACAUGAGCCUUUCUAAUCCUGCCUAUUUAAUCCAACAUUCCCCAAAGCCUCAAAGUUUAACACACCACAGCGUUUGUCUUUUCCCUUCUCUAAUGAUUCCCCUGAUAUACCUCUCUCCCUAGAUCACGUGAUCAUGCAUUCAUUCUAUUGCAGCUGGCAACUGCUGCCCCUACGAUCAGUCUUUGUUCAGAGGCUACCAGCCAGUAUAAUAAUCAAUUACUCUCAGCAAAAAUGCAUACAUCAAUUUGUCUUGCACAGUUAAUGAAAUGCAUCCAGGGUGGACAAAAGGGUUGCUCUGAACUAUGUCUAAUAAAAGACUAAAUCUGUAGGAAUACAUAUAAAAAGGCUAAACUGCCCUGAUCAACACACGGAAAUAGAAAACAAUUGCUUAAUUCUCCAGUAGAAAUGAAUCUGUUAAAUUUCAUUGACUUAUUACUUUUGUUUUAGAAAGCACAGGUCGAGUUACUGAGAAGCCAGAGGAGGAAAAAAAGAACUGUGUCUUAAUUGCAGCCUUGAAGAAUAGAAAAAAUGCAAAGGCGAACACCUUUAAAAGUAUUUUUUUUUUCUACUUUUGCAGCCGAUGUAGUUCUGUUUGUUUGUUCCCAAGAGGAAGGACUAGAGUUCAGGAAAAGGGAGGCCAGUUUUGUGAGUUACAGGGGAUUUCCCCACAGCAGUUGAUAGUUUCUGAGCAGCACUGUCAACAUCUCCUGGAAGUCCCCGCCUCUUUAAGCUAAGGAAAUGCCCAGUAACUUUCGUUUUACUCUGAAGCUGUCUGUACAGUGUGAAAGAACUGAGGCUUUUUCUCAUGGCUGAAAACAAUCACCCUGACAAACCACUUAAGGUGUUGGAACAGCUGGGCAAAGAAUUCCUUACGGAGUACCUAGAAAAACUGGUACAAAGCAAUGUACUGAAAUUAAAGGAGGACGAGAAACAAAAGUUUAACAAUGCCGAACGCAGUGACAAGCGCUGGGUUUUUGUAGAUGCCAUGAAAAGGAAACACAGCAAAGUAGGAGAAAUGCUUCUGCAGACAUUCCUUAAUGUGGACCCAGGCAGCAGUCAUGGUGAAGCUAAUCUGGAAGUGGAGGAACCCGAAGAAUCAUUGGACACUCUCAAGCUUUGUUCCCCUGAGGACUUCACAAGGCUUUGCAGAGAACAGGCACAAGAAAUUUACCCAAUAAAGGAGGUCAAUGGCCGUACUCGGAAGGCUCUUAUCAUAUGCAAUACAAAGUUCAAACAUCUCUCACUGAGGCAUGGGGCUGAAUUUGACAUCACUGGCAUGAAAGGCCUUCUUGAAGACUUAGGCUAUGAUGUGGUGGUAAAAGAGGAGCUUACAGCUGAGGGCAUGGAAUCAGAGAUGAAAGACUUUGCUGCACUCUCAGAGCACCAGACAUCAGACAGCACAUUCCUGGUGCUGAUGUCUCAUGGCACACUGUAUGGCAUUUGUGGAACAAUGCACAGUGAAAAAACUCCAGAUGUGCUACAGUAUGAUACCAUCUAUAAGAUAUUCAACAAUUGCCACUGUCCAGGUCUACGAAACAAACCCAAAGUCAUAAUUGUGCAGGCCUGCAGAGGGGGGAACCCUGGGGAAGUGUGGAUCAAAGAGUCUUCAAAACCCCAGCCAUGCAGAACUGUAGAUCUACCUAGGAAUAUGGAAGCUGAUGCUGUCCGGCUGAGCCAUGUGGAGAAGGACUUCAUUUCCUUCUACUCUACAACCCCACAUCACUUGUCCUACCGAGACAAAACAAGAGGCUCUUACUUCAUCACCAAACUCAUUUCCUGCUUCCGGAAACAUGCCUGUUCUUGCCAUCUCUUAGAUAUAUUUCUGAAGGUGCAACAAUCCUUUGAAAAGCCAAGUAUUAAUUCCCAGAUGCCCACCAUUGAUCGAGCAACCUUGACAAGAUAUUUCUACCUCUUUCCUGGCAACUAAGAACAAUGCAACAAGCAACUGAAGCUCGCUUCUUCAGCUUGAAGAAUUGAUCUUGGCCAAGGAUCACAUUCUAUACCUGCAAUUCCAGAACUAGGGAAACUGAGGAAAGAAUAAUUAUGAAUUCAAGACCAGUCCAAGCAAUACAGUGGGAUUCUGUCACAUAAACAAGCAAACAAGCAAAAA
Mastomys coucha (southern multimammate mouse) is the source of this 2864-nucleotide messenger RNA. RefSeq names its product caspase 4 (gene Casp4). Gene Ontology annotation, biological process: regulation of apoptotic process; proteolysis. Bases 1560 to 2681 code for a protein of 373 amino acids. Gene Ontology annotation, molecular function: caspase binding; cysteine-type endopeptidase activity. The record is from RefSeq and is a predicted model, not a curated record. Gene Ontology annotation, cellular component: protein-containing complex. The transcript is spliced from 9 exons. Lineage: Eukaryota; Metazoa; Chordata; Mammalia; Rodentia; Muridae.